GGGGAAAUUAGAGUGUGUGUUUUAGCCGGCUGGAGCUCAGAGCGGGAUCAGAAACUGAAACUUUCAGACUUGAUCUUAUUGCACGCUUCCGGAGCGGCUCUUUUAUUAAGCCUUUGGACUGAACAAACCAUUUAUUUUUUCUUUUCCUCUUUGAUUGGUGAUUUCUGUUUUCUUUUUAUCAGUCUUUCAUAUUUCGUCUCACAGACUGAACAAUACAUUGAUUUUUAUUAUCAUCGUCAUAUUUUAAGUGCAGAUCAUCAAAGAUCGUUUGGUUUUGCGCUCCAGCGCAGUGUCUGGGUCCCUGGGGGCCUUUUUCAUUUAUAAGGACGAUCUUCAUCAGGUUACACGCGGCGCAGCUACGUGACUCCUCUCACUCCUCCAACCCGGACUGGCAGCAGAUAACCCCUGCUCAGCAUCUCUAAUAGGCACAUAUUCUUACUUGAUUGGGGGAUUUUUAUUUUAUUAUUAUUUUUUUAUGCAUUUCUAACCCUGCGUAAAGUUGAACGUGGAGGGACCGUAUCUCCCUGUGCGCCAACUCAGUGAAAUGACACCGGUUUUUGUUUUCGCGACUGUGGUGGCGCUUUACCUGCUGCUUUCACCUGUACAGAAUUUGCCCAUGCCAGACACAAACAGCACCACUGGAGUGUUGAUGUUUCAAGAGGUGUGGGGUCGCAGUUUCUGCCGGACAAUGGAGAAGCUGGUGGAAGUUGUCCAGGAAUACCCGACAGAGGUGGAGCACAUUUACAGCCCCUCCUGCGUGCCGUUGGUUAGAUGUGCGGGCUGCUGCGGUGAUGAAAACUUAGAGUGUCAUCCCACUGAAACUUCAAAUGUCACAAUGCAGCUGUUGAAAAUCCGACCUUCAGAACCAGGUGAAGAAUAUGUUGAGAUGACCUUUGUGGAGCAUAAGACAUGUGAAUGUAGAGAGCGGAAACCUUUGGUGAAAGUUGGAAGGAAAAGGCAAAGAGGAAGAGGAAGGAAGAGAAAGGAGAGACAAAAAACAAAAGACUGUGACAGGUGCCAGAUUCCCCGCAGGUAACUUCAGCGGCAACCCAACCUCCUGUUGCAGCGUGGCUGUCUAUUCAUCGAGCCCGGUGACAGCAUGAAGAGUCUCCUCCAAUGAUCUAUCAAACACUGUGUCUGCUGCCAGAGACUCCAACAGCUGGGUUGGUUUGCUGACAUGCUGUCGAUAACGAACAGGGUGUCUGCAAUGACGAAGUUCAACAGGACGUGCGAUUUGAUUGGUGGAAACACUCUGUUACAUACCUGACACAAUGGACAUCCCUGGGAGCCAGUGCAAUGUAGAAAACGAAAGACUCAUGUUUUGAUCUUCCACCUGAUAUUAUUGUGUUAGUUACUUUGUCGGUUAUUCUUGUAUUUAAAGGCGGUUACACUUAAAUCUCUAUAUUUAUUGUUAAAGUCGUUAGACCAA
Cyprinodon tularosa is the source of this 1429-nucleotide messenger RNA. RefSeq names its product placental growth factor b (gene pgfb). Gene Ontology annotation, molecular function: vascular endothelial growth factor receptor binding; growth factor activity; chemoattractant activity. Gene Ontology annotation, cellular component: membrane. The record is from RefSeq and is a predicted model, not a curated record. Gene Ontology annotation, biological process: vascular endothelial growth factor receptor signaling pathway; response to hypoxia; positive regulation of protein phosphorylation. The transcript is spliced from 7 exons. Lineage: Eukaryota; Metazoa; Chordata; Actinopteri; Cyprinodontiformes; Cyprinodontidae. The coding region runs from base 545 to 1036 and encodes 163 amino acids.